Molecule: messenger RNA, 2724 nt
Organism: Plenodomus lingam JN3
Lineage: Eukaryota; Fungi; Ascomycota; Dothideomycetes; Pleosporales; Leptosphaeriaceae
Source: RefSeq, a predicted model, not a curated record
AUGGCACAGGAUGGCAGAGGAUGGCAAUCCUCUGCCUUGGGAGAAGGACCCCCUUCUUGCAACGCCCAGCCAGCCGCCAGCCCAGCUCACAUUCAUCCCGCCAGUGGCCAGUCAGUCUUCUUGUCUUUGCAGCCUCACCAUCCACCAAAGCUACUACCAUCCACCAUCCAUCCACCAUCCAUCCACCAUCCAUCCACCAACACCACCACUACCACCAUCUCCACCAUCACCGCCAUCCUCUUACCCGCAUUCCCAUUCGAGCAUUAUACUCUCCAGAACCACCUCCUCCACCUCCACCACCACCACCCGACCCUCUUCCACUCCACCACCGCCAUCACCUCUUCUCACCCGUCUCCCUCUCCCUCUCCUGUUCGCUGGCUUCCAGGCUCGCUUGCUCUUGCCCACGUCUUGUUACACCCUGUGCUUGUGGACGAGUACCCGUCACGGUCAACCCCCCUCCCCCUAAAGUGGAACUGGGCAGACGAAGCAAAGCAAACACCUGCACCACCACCACCACCGCCAACCCUCCUGCACAACGCACACCCACGCCUCCACCCUGCCCUGGGCUAUCGCCGUUCUUGGACUGACACACCCAAAACGCUCGCCAACCCACGGGCCUCUCCUCUGACACUCCACCUCCCUCACACCAUCGUCCAUCACCAUCACAACAUCACUGUCAUCGCUACUGGUGCUGCUGCUGCUGCUGCUGUUGUUGUUGUUGUCGUUGUUGUUGCUGUGGCUGCUGCUUUCGCUCUCCGACCGUCGCCUCCCUCGAUCCCGUCCGUCUGCUACGGCACUACAACUGCAUCUGCAUCCACUGCACCAAACAUGCGCGAGGUCAACUUCAGCAUCCCCAAUGCCAACAAGGCCUCAGUCGGCAUCACCACCGCCCUCUAUGACCGCCGCGCCCUCGACUGCACCUCGACCCUGCCGCUCAUCAACUCGCUUAACCACCUCGCCUACCUCACCACCUCGUCGGCCCGCAUCCGCGAUAUCCUGACCGUCGAUGGCGGCAUCGAGCGCCUCAUCUGCAUCCUCAAGGAGGGCCGGAGUAAGGAGAUGAUGGACAUGUGGAAGUGGAAUCUGGCCUUCCAAUGCAUCUUCAACAUUGGCGUCCGCGGCUCCGAGAAUGUGCGCACCCGCGUCGUCGAAGCCGACAUGGUGCCCGUCAUUGCCACCAUUCUCGACAACUACAUCAAGGUCGUCGACAAGUGCAGGGCGCGGGCUGAAGCAGACCUGCAUCGUUCCGGCCGUCUUGGCAGCUCGAAUCGUCACCACUCCUCACGCUCGGGUGACAUGGCCUCGAGCGCUAGCCACCGAGCAGAUCGCACGCGUCGCUCUAUCCCACCACCCAUCGAGAUACCCCCGACGCCCGUCGAUUCUGCCGUGGCCGAAAACACACAACCACUGCCCUCCUUCUCGCUGAGCUCCCCGCCCGAGCGAACCACGUUUACGCGCGGACGACCGCCUCACCACCACCACCACCACCACCACCACCACCACCACCACCAUCACCACCAUCAUCGCAGUCACGAGGCCCGAGGAGCUGGCUUCGGCGCUGUCGGCACUACCUCUCGCAACAUCGGGCAGCCCCUCGCCACUGCCCUGCCCUCCAUGGACACGACGCCCGAUGCCUUUGCCCUACGACCGGUUCGAGAUGCGGAUCGGUUGCCGUCGAUGCUGCCUGCCCUGCAAAGGGAGAUUACCUCGCACUCGCAACCAGAAUCACCCACCACACCCAGUGCACCACUGGCACGUCAGUCGAGCCCGCGGCCAGCCCUCGCCCGUACCCGCCGACGACCCUCGAUCAGACACCAGCUGUCAGCCUCGGGCGACUCUGAUCUCGAAGCACAACAAGAUGAACUGUCCACGGAAGCCGUCGCAGCCGCAGGUCCAGCUGUGAGCGAGCCGAUUGUGGGCAUUCAAAACAACGAAAUCAACAUGGCGGACAUUGUCGACAAUGGAGAGCUGCUGGACGGCGGCGCCACGCCUGUGCCCGUGGCCGCACGCUCAGAAGAGACGGACGAGAACAACCAGACGUUCAACAUUACCCAUGUCCCGUCUUUGGAUGGUAGUCUGAUCAACCCCAUCAACACUCCGCCCACCACAAACGCCCUCCCAGGCUUCACGCCCAUGCAGCCCGCCAUCAGCGUCAUCAACGCCACCAACCCUCCACCUCCUUGGUACCCACGCUACACACAGGACCGCAAUGCUACAGCCGGUGUCCUGGCUGCCAUGCCUCGCGACGAAGACGUCCUCAUGUCUCUGCAGCUGCUUGCGUACGUGUCCAAGUACUGCAACCUCCGAACCUAUUUCCAGAAAUCCCAUCUGGUGCCCAAACUGAAGAUUGGCACCGAUCUGCAAGUCUUGGACGGCGAAACAUCGACGCCCAAGGCAUGCCGCGAUGAGGAGCUCGAGGAGGAGCUCGAGGAGUACGAACUACCAGACGACUUCAACAUCUUCCCCUUGGUCGAGCAAUUCACCGUCCGCCACCACACCUCGGACAUGCAGUACUGGGCAAGCGUGGUUAUGCGCAACCUUUGCCGGAAAGACGACUCGCGUGGCGGCAUUCGUCAAUGUGCGUACUACCAAUGCGGCCGCUGGGAAGAAUACACACGGCAAUUCGCCAAAUGCCGACGUUGCAGACGGACAAAGUACUGCAGCAAAGAAUGCCAAAAGAGCGCCUGGGUCUUCCACCGCCACUGGUGUGUUGCAGCGAGUUGA